This is a messenger RNA of Zea mays, 2071 nucleotides long. RefSeq lists its product as uncharacterized. The coding region runs from base 61 to 1419 and encodes 452 amino acids. Lineage: Eukaryota; Viridiplantae; Streptophyta; Magnoliopsida; Poales; Poaceae. Gene Ontology annotation, biological process: tRNA splicing, via endonucleolytic cleavage and ligation. Gene Ontology annotation, molecular function: tRNA 2'-phosphotransferase activity. The transcript is spliced from 7 exons. The record is from RefSeq and is a predicted model, not a curated record.
CUGAUCCCCUUUCCCGUCUCCGCACCGCACACGCAUCGAGCGGCUCGGCGGCUCCGUCUCAUGAGAGCCGUCGCUGCUGCCGCCUCGCCCCCGCUCCGCGCCCUCCUCCUCCUCUCCCGCCACCCACGCCGCGCAGGCUUCACCAACUGGCCGUCGCUGCCUAGGGGCCAGAACGCAGGACCCACAGCCCCGCCGGCCGCCACCGCCCCCAAGCCUGCUGCGCCGUCCAGGAGGCAAGGCCGCGGCCUCACUGCCAGCCUGCCUCGCCAAGUCGCCCGGAUCUCGACGCCCCACCUGCGGCCGCCGGCGACCCCGCCAAGGUGCCCUGACAGACGCCAUCAGAGCCACGGAGUUCGUGCGCUGGCUGGUUGUCCGCGGAAGACGGUCCGCCACCUCCCUGCUCCAACCUCGCACCUCCGGUUCACCAUGAACCCUUCGUCGUCCUCCUCCUCCUCUGGCGGGUACCACUCCAGGGCCGCUGCCUUCGCUUCCCCGCAGCCACGCGGCGGUGGCGGCAGACGGCGUGGUGGCGGCCGCGGCCAAGACGGGAGCGACCGCAUCGACGCCCUUGGCCGCCUGCUGACGAGGGUGUUGCGCCACAUGGCGGCGGAGCUGCGCCUAGAUAUGAGGACCGAUGGAUACGUGCGCGUCCGCGACCUGCUGAAGCUCAACCUUCAGACCUUCGCCAAGGUCCCUCUCAAGUCUCACACUGUUGACGAGAUCAGGGAGGCAGUCAGGCGGGAUAACAAGCAGAGAUUUAGUCUGUUGGAGGAAGAUGGCGAGCUGUUGAUCCGGGCGAACCAGGGACACACAGUAACAACUGUCACAUCAGAGAGCCUGCUGAAGCCCAUUUUGUCCCCUGAUGAAGUGUCAGUUUGUGUGCAUGGAACUUACAGAAAAAAUCUUGAUUCGAUUUUGCAAUCUGGGCUAAAGCGGAUGGCAAGGUUACAUGUACAUUUCUCAAGUGGCUUACCAUCAGACGGAGAAGUAAUCAGUGGUCUACUCCUCUGGUGGGUAAGUUGGGUGCUUGACAGUGGAUGUACAAAUCACAUGACCGGGGAGAAAGACAUGUUUCAUACAUUGCAACUAACUCAAGAAGCACAAGAAAUUGUUUUUGGAGAUAGUGGCAAGAGUAAGGUGAUUGGUAUUGGUAAAAUUCCUAUCUCUGACCAACAAUCACUUUCAAAUGUUUUAUUGGUAGAUUCUUUAAGCUAUAAUUUGUUGUCCGUUUCACAACUUUGUGGAAUGAGUUAUAAUUGUUUAUUUUCAGAUGUGGAUGUGAAGAUCCUUAGAAGGGAGGACUCCUCAGUUGCCUUUACCGGUCGCUUGAAGGGCAAGCUUUAUCUUGUUGAUUUCACAACAAGUAAAGUGACGCCUGAGACUUGUUUAGUGGCAAAGUCCGACAAGAGUUGGCUAUGACAUCGCCGGCUAGCCCAUGUCGGUAUGAGGAAUUUGACCAAACUUCAAAAGGAUAAUCACAUCAUUGGACUAACAAAUGUUGUAUUUGAGAAAGAUAGGGUUUGUGGCGCAUGCCAAGCAGGAAAGCAACAUGGAGUCCCACAUCAAUCAAAGAAUGUGGUCACAACAAAGAGGCCAUUGGAGCUUCUUCACAUGGACCUCUUCAGACCUGUGGCCUACAUUAGCAUUGGUGGUAGUAAGUAUGGUUUAGUCAUUGUUGAUGAUUUUUCUCGAUUCACCUAGGUUUUUUUAAGUGAUAAAGGUGAAACUCAAGAAAUAUUGAAGAAAUUCAUGAGGAGAGCUCAAAAUGAAUUUGAGCUCAAAAUCAAGAAAGUGAGAAGUGAUAAUGAGACGGAAUUCAAGAACACAGGUGUCGAAGAAUUCUUAGGAGAAGAGGGAAUCAAGCAUGAGUUCUCGGUGCCUUACACUCCACAACAAAAUGGUGUUGUGGAAAGAAAGAACCGAACUCUAAUUGAAGCUGCAAGAAUCAUGUUGGAUGAGUACAAGACACUUGACAACUUUUGGGCAGAGGCGGUCAACACCGCCUGUCAUGCAAUCAACCGUCUCUAUCUUUAUAAGAUCUACAAAAAGACUGUUUAUGAGCUUCUCACUG